This is a messenger RNA of Podarcis raffonei (Aeolian wall lizard), 5207 nucleotides long. It is a transcript of the gene SLC30A7, whose product is annotated as solute carrier family 30 member 7. The transcript is spliced from 11 exons. The record is from RefSeq and is a predicted model, not a curated record. Gene Ontology annotation, molecular function: zinc ion transmembrane transporter activity. Lineage: Eukaryota; Metazoa; Chordata; Lepidosauria; Squamata; Lacertidae. Gene Ontology annotation, biological process: zinc ion transport; transmembrane transport; intracellular zinc ion homeostasis. Gene Ontology annotation, cellular component: membrane; Golgi apparatus. The coding region runs from base 203 to 1345 and encodes 380 amino acids.
CCGGUUGUGCCGGAAGUCUCCCUUGGCGGAAGGGGCCGGCUGCUGGGCUCACCUGGCAGAGAAGCGAGCGCGAAGGGGCCGGGAGGGGGGCGCCUGCCAGCCAGCCAAGCCAAGCCCGCCCGCCCAGCCCCGCUUCGCCGAGCCAGGCCUCGGGUCCCGCUCCCCCUCCGCCCGGCCCGCGCGCGGCCCGCCACCCUGGAAGAUGCUGCCUUUGUCCAUCAAGGACGACGAGUACAAGCCGCCCAGGCUCAACCUGCUCCGAAAGCUCUCGGGCUGGUUCAGGUCGAUCCUGUCGGACAAGACGUCAAGAAAUCUCUUCUUUUUCCUCUGCCUCAACCUCUCCUUUGCCUUCGUGGAGCUGCUGUAUGGCAUCUGGAGCAACAGUUUAGGUCUAAUAUCAGAUUCUUUUCACAUGUUCUUUGACUGCACUGCUCUGUUAGCUGGACUGGCAGCGUCAGUAAUUUCAAAGUGGAGAUCAAAUGAUGCCUUUUCUUAUGGGUAUGUUCGAGCAGAGGUACUAGCUGGCUUUGUCAACGGUCUGUUUCUGAUCUUCACAGCCUUCUUCAUUUUCUCUGAAGGUGUCGAGAGAGCCCUUGAACCUCCUGACGUGCAUCAUGAAAGACUUCUUCCAGUUUCUAUACUCGGCUUUCUUGUAAACCUGAUAGGAAUUUUUGUGUUCCAACAUGGAGGACACGGCCACUCUCAUGGUUCUGGGCAUGAACAUAGCCAUUCCCUGUUUAACGGGGCUCUAAGCCACGGGCACAGUCAUGGAGGACACGGGCACAGCCAUGAUUCCAAGCAUGGACAUGGGCAUUCUCAUGACCACAGCCAUGGACAUGGGGAUUCGCAGAGUCAAGAUUACUGCCAUGAUAAUCAUCCCAUUGAAUUGGCUGCAGGAUCUAGCAAACAGAUUUUAGAAGGUGUAUUUUUACAUAUUGUGGCUGACACACUUGGAAGUGUUGGCGUCAUCAUAUCUGCGUUACUGAUGCAGAACUACGGUUUAAUGAUAGCUGAUCCUAUCUGUUCGAUGCUGAUAGCUAUGCUUAUAGGAGUAAGUGUCGUUCCACUUCUGAGAGAGUCCAUUGGAAUUUUGAUGCAGCGAACUCCACCGUCCCUGGAAAGCAGUCUGCCUCAAUGCUAUCAAAGAGUUCAGCAGUUGCAAGGAGUUUACAGUUUACAUGACCCUCAUUUCUGGACCCUUUGUACUGAUGUUUACAUAGGGACUUUGAAACUGUUUGUAGCUCCAGAUGCUGACGCAAAGUGGAUUCUAAGCCAGACUCACAACAUUUUUACUCAGGCUGGAGUGAGGCAGCUCUAUGUACAGAUUGACUUUGCCGCUAUGUAGCAAAUAUCUCGACCGUCUCGUUGGACCAAAGCUUUCUAGUACUGUCAUGAUUUAAAAGACACUGUACUUCCUUUGGAACAGAGACCUGCUCCCGUCUUCUCUACGGUUGUCCAAAACUGAACAGACUCGGCUGCCUUGUGGGCUAGAUAAAGAGAGAAAAACCGAAAAACUGCAUGGCCCUGAACUACUUGGGAUUGACUUUCACGAGCUCCAAACCUUUGUGGAUUUACUGGCCAAGUUUGUUCCUGCAGCAAACUUAAUGAUAAUGUGGUAUUGCAAUCAUUGGUUUUGCUUUUUGUGAAGCUGCUGGAAGUUAUUGCUUAUUCCCAGAAAGCCAGUGUUAACUACAGGGAGGGUGGGUAGAAAAUAAAUUUUUAUUUUUUUCUUAAAAUGUCACAGUGGUUGACAUUCUACAACGUGUAAGACUGUUUGUACUUUGCAAACUUAACGAACCAAACCAUAUUGGGUUUUCAGAGUGCCUUUUCUGUCAAAGUAUCUGCCAGCACAGAUAUUGAACAUCGGGGAUUUUUAUUAUUUUUUAUGGCUACUACUUGUACCCAAUAGGACUCUUGCUUGUGAUUGGUGUGAUUUAUGUGUAAUUGCAUAAUGGUAGAUAUUAGACUCUCUCUCUCUGUUACAUUUUUAAACUUCCAAGGAGGUGAUUCUUCAAUUUUACAAUACAAAGAUAAAAUGAUUAUGCAGAGUUUGUUUACAAAACGUUUGACCACCAGGACGUAAAUCUAGGCUGAUAGCACCUUCGCAUUCUUAACGGUAAUUAGAAAAUAACGAAGCACUCAAAACAAAGGAUGCAUUGCCUCUUUGGUUGACUGAUGCUGGAGGCUUUGACUGGCAGAUUUACUUUAACUGCAGAAUGAAGGUUUGUAUAUGAUAGUCAACAGAUGAUCUGAACUUUUGCUUCACAGUCCAUGUUCAGAAUUAAUUCACAAGCUCUUCAGCCAGAAAUCCACCAGUUCAACUAGUAUAUGCAAUAAAGCCCAUGCAUUAUGUAUACAUUAUCAUGGAAUAUAAUUUGGUUUGUUGAAUCUGAUUGCAUAUUUUGAAAGGUUUUUUUUGCAUUAGAUUUGAAAAUGAGCCAUAGGUUCUUCAGCACUUAAUACCUUAAGAAGGCGAGUCUUCUGAGUGAACUGUGUGGUUCAGCUAAAUAUUGCUUCACAGCCAUCAUUUUUCAUUUUCUGUCUUAACCAAGUUUCUUUUUAAACUUCACCUUGGGCAAUAUAUUUCCUGGGUUUAUCCUGCAAUGCUAGUGUAAUGUAUAAAGGCUUGCUAGGCAACUGUCAGAGUGCUUCAUGACGGAAUAACAAAGAUCUCACAAACGCAUCUCUCGUUUCCAACGUUGAAGCUGAAGUUGGUUGGAAUUGGAAUGUAUGGUAGUAAGCAAGUCCCUUUUUACUAAUCAACAAAGAUGAUCGCACAUAUGUUCAAAUGAAUGAAAAUCACCUGAUUCCGUCCCCCUCAAAAGGACAUUUGCUUGAACAGUUGUGUGUCAAGACAAGUUUGCUUAGAAAAACAAAAGUCGCUGCUAACCGAUGGUUAGAUACCCCCCCCCACACACUUGGCUUAGCUUUAGCUGGAGGGAGAUUUAUUCAUGGCUUUUAAUGAAGUUAGGCAUCAGAAAUGCCUAAAACGGAAUUGUAUUGGUACAUUAGUUUCUAUUUAAAAAGACUGUAACGUGGAAUUUCUGGUUUUUAUGGGAAUAAUCUUUUAAAAUGUAUCUCUUAACUCAGCGUGUGUAUUCCAUUACUUGCCAAUCUUAUUUUUACUUUGCUUGCUAUUAAUUUAGAAAUGCAAGUAUCCGACACAGUCUCUAAUUCAAGGUCUGAAGAUGAGUUCUGGCCCAAUACACUUCUUCAGUAACAUCCAUUCCUUUCCACAAGACGCAUCAGGGCUGCUUCACACAUGAAGAUUCCCAUAUAAUGUGAGAAGUGCACUGUGAGAAACCUACCCCGUGGGUGCAUACGCUGUAGAAAAUGCACGUGCCCUUUUUCCACACGCUAUAGCAAAUUCCAAUUUUUUCCUUUUCAGAGAUACGGUGACCUCUGUAGAUUAAUGUGAAGUGCCAUUGGCUCUGAACCCAUUUCAGUAAAAUGGCUUUUAAUUAAAGGUAAGAAAGAACCCCCAUUUUUUCCCGUGCAUAUUGUCGAUAUUUCAGAACUUUGCUUGUGUCUUCUGUUGAGCACACACUAAAUCAUUGGUUGCGGCUGAACCCGAGAGCCUAGAAAUUGCUCAACCUUUGAGUUGGUGUUAAUUUGCUUCACGCCUUUCCCUAUGGAAGUAGUCCUUUUUGUUCUAACUUCUCUCACCCAAAUGACAAAUACUGAGUUAAAUCAUACUUUGCCAAACACGUGGCUUUGAAAUUUGCUUUUAUCUAACUUUGGCAGCAGUGGUUAAAUUAAUGCACAGCUUUUACACAACUGCCAAAGUGAGAUUCUAGUGCAAUAGGGGUGCUUACCCAAUAAACAUAUGUCCACGUUUCUCUCUAACGAUAAUGUAAGGUCUUCAGUUUAGGGGAGGAGGUUUAUAUUAGUUGGAGCUUGUUGUCAACCAAGCCCUUAAGUUGUAUGAAGUGAAGAAAAAGUGUCCUUUAUACUUUUAGGCUUGGAUGUCGGCACACUACGCAGUCAUAGGAUCGGUCUAGUUUUUGAGUAACGUGUUGUACAACUUUUAAACCACUGCAUAGGUCAGAUGUUGGUACAGAUGGUAGCCAGCUGCCUCGGUGGUGUUCUUACUCCCGAAGCUUUUACAGGAUAAAGGUCGCUUCUAAAAAGGAAAGCUUCCAACUACAUUAAGAUACUGGCAGUCCUGAUUAGUAAAUGAAAUACUGCGUGGUCUAGGGCUUUAGAAUAGUGCAAAGGGUUAAAAACCGAAGAGUGGAUGCUAACUGCAUUUGACUAGGUGAAUGAUACUGGAAUAGAUGUGAGGAAAUGGAGAUUGGAAGUUGGUUAUGCCAGUGCAAAUAAAAGGAGCAUAUUUGAGGGGGAGGGGAAAUGCAGCACGAUUUCAUUCAAAUAUGGCAGUUCAGCUCAAGUUCUUAAACUUGGCUAACCUGGUUCCAUUUUCUACAUUGCUGUCGCAUUGAUUCUUGCUGCCGAAAGUAUUUUUUUGUAUUCCUGCAACAUUUUGUCUGUGUGUGCCCUUUCUAAGUGCUGUUUCCUACCCUGACCUGAUCUUCAGUCUUCUGAUAAUUGCUUUAUACCCUCCAAGAAUUGUAUCUCAUUGACUGAUUAAAUGCUGCCACCAAGCCUCGUGAAAAUGCACAGGCCCACGCCAAGCGUUUGGUUGGAAUUGAAAAUGCCACUGUGGAUAUGGAAUAUUUUAUUUAUUUUCACAGUCCCAUUACCUGAACAGUUCUAAUUUUGGCCUGGGAUCAAUUUUAUGUGGCAAGUGUUUAACAGAAGCAGUGCUCACAUAGUUCACGUCCCAGAGGUAUACCAUAAAAGAACUGAUGGGCAUAGCGAUCUUAUUGCCAAAUUUGUAACUAGUACUUUCAGAUCAGAUAGAAUGGGAAAACAGUGCUGAAACCCCAUUUCCUAACUUGCACAUAAAGUGGGGCUCUGGUGUCAGUCAGCCUGUUGUAUUUCUCAACACGUACCGGUGCAACUGAAGGACUUCACUGUUUCAGUGAAUUCAAACUACAGAUAAUUGACGACUGUGUAUACUGUAAUUGGUUUGGGAAUGCUAAAGCGAGUAGCCAGUCUGACUUGCCGUAAGUGCAAUACUGGACAUUCUAAUGCAUAUUUUUUUCUACUUGAAUACAGUCUCUGGAAUAUUUAAACAGCUAAUAUGUUUGAGACAAUAUUUGGGAUCAAUUUUCCUAUCAAUAAACUUUUCCCUUUUGCAAACA